UUAACGAAAUGAAUCCAUUUUUAAGGAUCUUUAUCUAAUGCCCUAGGAAUGCUGCAGAGAAAAAGAGAAGUUUUAGGAGAAGAAUCUAGAAGUAGAUUGAUAGUCCAAAACAUGAUACACUGAUUUGUUUUACAUUUAUCCGCUGCGAAAUCAUAGCUAACUCAGCCGUAAUAAUAACCAUUUUUCAACAAAUUGUUUUGAGAUCCCAAAACGACGUCUUUCAGACUCCCCUGGCUUGAAUUUUUUUUCUUCUUUAGAAAUCAGGAAUUUCUGUUUAUUGAUUCCUGGUUGUUGUUGAGAGUUUAGGGAGUUUGGCUGACUAUCCUGCAGUCUGCUUUUGAAUUACUUUCUACUGUUAAAAGACAUGUUCAAGUUCUGACAGAAAGAUUGUAGCUUUAAGUAUUUGCAAGCCACUGAAGAAUCGUUUCAAAACCUUGUGCAACUCCCAAUUGAUGAAUGUAGCUAUUCUUGGAAGCAAUUUGCCCAAAUUGGUAGGACGGUUGGCUUGAUAAUUACAAGUUUCCAAGACUCUUCGUGGGAGUUGUAGGCCUUUUUGGCUUGAGCUGGGAAGAAAAGAGAAGGGAAAACAUUGAAUUUGCAAACUAAAAUGGCUUCUGGGGAUGAUCGCGACCACUUGGCUGAAUCACUCAACGACCUAUUCACCAAUGUCUCAAAGAUGGUCAAGGGCGAGCUUCAGGAAAGUAACAAUCUACUUGAACUUUUGGAGAAAAUGAAUAUACGAGUUGCUGAAGAGUAUAAAGGCUUUGGUGAUGUGGCUUCCGGGCUGAGAGUUUUCGUUGAGCAGCUCAAGUCCAAAAGUGGUAACUUUGAUGAGUAUGUGCAGCAGAUUGAUUCAAUAGAGGGGCAAGUAACUGAACUUGAAGCUGUAGUAUCUAUGCUUGAUAAGUAUGUUUCUUUGUUGGAAUCAAAAGUACAGUCUGUGUACCAUAUUCCACCUUCAUGACUACACCUUUUAAAUCCUCAUCUUGUUCAUUAAUUUUACUCGAUCGUUCAUGGGAUUAAACACAAGGAAUGGGAAUGAAAGUCAUUGUUUGGUUGACAA
Ipomoea triloba (trilobed morning glory) is the source of this 1063-nucleotide messenger RNA. Its product is annotated as biogenesis of lysosome-related organelles complex 1 subunit 2. Lineage: Eukaryota; Viridiplantae; Streptophyta; Magnoliopsida; Solanales; Convolvulaceae. Bases 608 to 964 code for a protein of 118 amino acids. The transcript is spliced from 3 exons. The record is from RefSeq and is a predicted model, not a curated record.